This is a messenger RNA of Penicillium odoratum, 2160 nucleotides long. Its product is annotated as VPS9 domain-containing protein. Gene Ontology annotation, cellular component: cytosol; endocytic vesicle. The record is from RefSeq and is a predicted model, not a curated record. NCBI's taxonomy places the organism in Eukaryota, Fungi, Ascomycota, Eurotiomycetes, Eurotiales, Aspergillaceae. Gene Ontology annotation, molecular function: guanyl-nucleotide exchange factor activity; small GTPase binding. The transcript has 2 exons. The coding region runs from base 1 to 2160 and encodes 719 amino acids. Gene Ontology annotation, biological process: vesicle-mediated transport.
AUGUCUGGCCCCUCCGACGAUGGCGUGGGCCAAUUCUUGCAUUCCACUCACUCUUUCACCAGAAUGGAAAGCUCGGACGCCCACCCUUCUACCACGGAGGCAGCCGAUCAGGACACCACCCGACCCUUGCCAUUAUCCGUUGAUACUGAGGGGCAGCAAAAUGUAUCCGAUGUGUUUGAAAGACGAGGCUCCGCCGAUUCCGGUGCAGAUGGCCAGGCUGACGAGGGCUUUGUGCUGUCACGAAGCGUGCAAGACCCCUCGGAAGAGCUCCCUAUCGAGCUGAUUAGCUUGACAGAUCGGUUCAUCAACUCACUGAGCGCAAAAGUACACAACUCUCCCCCUACGAUCGACAAAAUAUCCUCCCUCUUCCAGGUCUUCUAUGAUCGCGCCGAAUCCCACAUCGCCACACACAUAUCCGCGCUUGCAUCCCGUAUCAAUAGGGAUCCAGCUCCGCAGGCGUCAACAUCCCGUGGAAGUGCGUUUUCGAAGCUAGGCAGCAAGAAGUCCCAGGAUGACGUUCGACAAAGUGCUGCUGGUCGGCAAAUGUUGACGGCGGCUGAAGUUGCCGACAGACGGAGAGCGCGAAAGGCUCUCGAAUACAAACGUGCUGUGAUGGAAGAGGCGGCGGAACGAAGAGUCUGUGAAACGGUUUACGACAAGAUCUGGAGACAUAAAACCACGCUGGAUGACGUGCGGGAUGAAAAACUUCGGUCGAAGACAGCCGCCUUGCUGCUGGUGGGCAUCAAUCUGAAAGACCUGGGUAUCGACAUCGACUUAUCAGCGGUUGAAGAGCGGAAACAGCAGGAGGCCAACGAUUAUUUGGCUCAGGCCAGAGACUUCUUGGAAAAAAUGAACGAUUACAAGUACCCCUUGGGCAAGCUUCAACAAUUAGCGGCAGCCCAUAAAGCUAUCGUGGACGCAUUAACCAAACUCUUGCCUUCGUCGUCAUCAGCGGAUGAGAUCCUGCCCACGUUGAUCUACACACUCAUCACUUGUCCGGCUGAUGGUAUUAACAUUAUCAGCAACCUUCUCUUCAUUCAGCGGUUCAGAUCAUCGAAUAAGAUUGAUGGUGAGACCGCAUACUGCUUGACCAAUCUUGAGGCUGCUGUAAGCUUUCUAGAGAAUGUCGAGUUAUCUAGUUUGCGCGCAGAUGAACUACAAGAGGGACCUCCCCGGACUCCAAGCGAAACAGUAACCCCAUCUGUGGAGCGACUCGAUCCUUUAAAGCCAACCAAAGAGACUACCACAUCAUCGGUUACAGCUGUAUCUGCUUCGCCCGAGAUAUCAAAACCCGAAACCAAAGAACCGUCUUCCACAUUACCUCGGCCCCGUCUUUCUCCAGCGCCCCAGCAGCGACGCCUGAGCAACUUGUUCCAACCGCCUGCCAAGGUACUCGAAGCAGCAAACGAUGCUGUGCGUACCACCGCAGAUCAAAGUCUCAAGAACAUUGGCGCUACAUUAGACAAUUCGUUCAACUUUCUUUUUGGUCGCCUCAAGGAAUUACAGACUCAAGGACCCAAUUCAAAUGAACCUGUACUGCCAAAGACGCUGGCCGAAGCUCGUCGUCUAGUUGCCCAACCUCUAGUCAACAAGCACAGCGUGCUUCAAGACGAUCUUGCGUCCAUAAACUCCAUGCCGUCCGAUGAUGGUGGGCACAACUCAAGAGCCACGGGUCUAACUAGCGGCGGUCGCACACCCCGUGACCGAAGCACCGACAGCGCGAGAACACAAGCCAGCAAAAGAUCAAUCGCCCCAUCUUUGCGAGACGAAUCUACUCCAAGUCCAUCUUCAGCCACCACUCAAAAUCCACUCGAGUCAAUGCGGAACUUUGGAAACUCGCUAAACCCUCUCAAUCACAUUCCAGGCAUGAUCAAGAACUUUGGUCGCAAUGCCCCCGGCCCCGAGGCUCGUGGCCUGGACACACCGAAUUUAAGACCACUAUCCCCUGCAGCGAUGGAUCGUCUCAGAAUCUCACCUGCGUCAGAGACUGCGAGUGCGACUGCGAGUCCACGACCUGCACUGAAGAUCGACCCUCCCAUCCAAAGAUUUAUAGACACGCAAGAUGCUCGAGAUCUGCGCGUUGGAGAUGUGGCCGCUCUGCUCGAAGAUUACAAGCGAUUGGCGGCUGCCAUCCAGAAGUCCGGAGCAGGAUCUCGAUAA